Messenger RNA from Struthio camelus australis, 6959 nucleotides. NCBI's taxonomy places the organism in Eukaryota, Metazoa, Chordata, Aves, Struthioniformes, Struthionidae. The record is from RefSeq and is a predicted model, not a curated record.
AUGGACCGUACCUCUGAGAAGCUAAGUAUGAUUGUGCUGGAAAAGCGUGAGAAAAUCCAGGAUCAAUUUACUUUUUGCCUGAUCCUCACAAUUAUGUUUGAUGUGGCUGAGGGUGCUCAUGUGUUUCACGAGUCCUGCUGCUCCUGGAUGCUUACCAUGUUCAAAGAGCUCACACAACUGAUCUAUCUGCUCAGCAUGAACUGUGAUGGGGAUGGACAGGGCAGCUGGGGCAACCUUGACAACUUUACACAAUCUUCCUGGGCAGGGGAAGGAGAGGAGGAAACUGAGAUUGCUGGCAAAGAAGGGGACAGUAGGAAGCUGGAUGAUUUUGUGAAGGCUGGAAAUCCUCAGCCAAGAAAAAACAAAGCUGGUGUUUCUGUCUUGUGCCUUCUUCCUCUAGCAGCCAGUACCCCAGAGAGUAGCAACUUUAACAAGCCAGUGCACACUACUUCCCCUGUCAUGCCCUGUCUCCUGCUUCAUUCCUCAAUUGUUCACCAUACUCAGCACAGCGCAAAGGUUGCUGGUCACAGAGUUACAUUGGGAGAGGCUGAAUUCCGUUCAGUCACAAUCACUGGUCUUGGAUCUCCCACAUUCCAGUAUUCUCAGUACAGCUUUAAAGAUUUUAACAGAAACCUUGCCCAGGGACUACAUCAGCCAAAACGCCUGUCUUUUAAGACUUCAGACAACACGAAACCGCACCGAGACGGAUCGUCUCGGCACCGCUUUGUUUUGCGGGAGCACCUCGAUGACAUUGUGACUCUCACCAAGUUCAAGCCAUGGUGGUCAGAAGGAGAAGAAUGCAAUGGACCUUUAUGUGAAACUGUUUCAACCACGGGAUCAGAAAUCCCAAGCAGCUCUGAGGGCCUAAACAGCACUGAGACUGCUUUACUCAUCCCUGAUCAUCAAGUGAUUGAUAAAAGACAUGAAAGCAAAGAUUCUAUUUUCUUCAGGGAUGGUAUCCGUCGAAUUGAUUUUGUUCUCUCCUAUGUGGAUGAUCUUACUAAAGAAUGGGAAAAAAAGUUGGAAAGAAGAAAAGAAUUUGAGAACAAUCUGCAAAAGGCUGGUUUGGAACUAGAAACAGAAGACAAGAAGGAAUCUGAAGAUGGCAAAAUUUAUUUUGUGAAGAUCCAUGCCCCAUGGGAGGUUCUGAUCACGUAUGCAGAAGUGCUGAACAUUAAAGUUCCUAUCAAGGAAAAUGAUAUUCCUCCGAUGGUGGAGAACCCCUUGGAUUGUAUGCUUACACCAUUCAGGCUUCCUGAGAAGGUGAUGCACCCUGAACCGGAUUAUUUCACGGCACCAUUCAGCAAGGAGAAGCAGGAGUUGUACCUCAUUAAUGAUGAGAGCACUUUCUUCUCACCAUCCAUGAGAAACAGAAUAGUUUAUUAUAUUUUAACACGUUGCCCAUAUGGGACAGAAGAAGGGAAGAAGAAGUUUGGGAUUAAAAGACUGCUAAAUAAUGGCACCUAUUCAGCUGCAUAUCCUCUUCAUGAUUGUCAGUACUGGAAAAAAGCAAAUGAUCCAAACUGUGACAAUGAGAGAUAUACGUUAUAUAUGGAGUGGGCUCGUUUCUUACGUUUCUAUAAAGAACAGCCUUUGGACCUUAUCAGGAAGUACUAUGGCGAGAAGAUUGGAAUCUAUUUUGCCUGGCUCGGAUUUUACACUGAGAUGUUAUUCCUUGCAGCAGUUGUUGGCUUAAUCUGUUUUCUCUACGGCUUUUUUACAAUGGAUGAAAAUAUGAGCAGCAAAGAAAUCUGUGACCCUGCAAUUGGAGGAGAGAUCAUCAUGUGCCCUCUUUGUGACCGAGACUGUGACUACUGGAAGCUAAAUACCACCUGUGCGUCUUCAGAGUAUUCCCAUUUGUUUGAUAACGUGGCAACUCUUUUUUUUGCCAUUUUCAUGGGCAUAUGGGUUACUCUGUUCUUGGAGUUUUGGAAGAGACGGCAAGCUAGACUGAAAUACGAGUGGGACUUGGUUGAUUUUGAAGAGGAGCAGCAGCAACUCCAGCUGAGGCCUGAGUAUGAAGCCAAAUGUACCCAAAAGAAGAAGAACCCUGUAACUCAGGAGAUGGAGCCUUAUUUGCCUCUAACUAGCCAGGCUGUGCGGUUCUGCAUCUCAGGAACUACAGUGUUGUUCUGGGUAUCUCUGAUUAUAGCUAGCAUGAUAGCCGUGAUCGUGUAUCGUCUUGCAGUGUAUGCUGCCUUUGCCAGCCUCAUGGAGAAUACUGAGACUUUAGAACCCAUCAGUGGAUUACUGACUCCUCAACUGGCAACUUCAGUCACAGCCUCAUGCCUGAAUUUUGUCAUCAUCAUGAUACUUAAUUUCUUAUAUGAGAGAAUAGCUAUCUGGAUUACUGAUAUGGAGAUUCCCAGAACUCAUCUGGAGUAUGAGAACAGGCUGACUAUGAAAAUGUUUCUGUUCCAGUUUGUCAACUACUAUUCUUCCUGCUUCUAUGUGGCCUUCUUCAAAGGGAAGUUUGUUGGUUACCCAGGUGCAUACACGUACAUGUUUAAUCGCUGGCGAAAUGAAGAGUGUGAUCCUGCAGGCUGCUUGAUAGAGUUGACGACACAGCUCACCAUAGUCAUGGCUGGUAAACAGAUCUGGGGAAAUAUCCAAGAGGCCAUUGUACCCUGGAUUUGUAACUGGUGGGGACGUCGGAAAGCGAGAAGUAAUCCAGAAAAUUUAUACAGUCGCUGGGAGCAGGACCAUGAUCUGCAAGUAUUCGGAGCCUUGGGCCUAUUCUAUGAAUAUCUAGAAAUGGUAAUUCAGUUUGGAUUUAUUACUCUCUUUGUGGCCUCCUUUCCUCUGGCUCCCCUUCUUGCUCUGAUGAAUAAUAUUUUGGAGAUCCGAGUAGACUCCUGGAAGUUAACCACUCAGUACAGGAGACCUGUUGCUGCCAAAGCGCAUAGUAUAGGAGUUUGGCAAGAAAUCCUGAACGGAAUGGCCAUCUUGUCUGUUGUCACUAAUGCUUUUAUUGUUGCAUUCACAUCAGAUAUGAUUCCUCGUUUAGUUUACUACUAUGCUUAUUCUACAAACGAAGACUCACCUAUGUCUGGAUACAUAAACAAUAGUUUGUCAGUGUUUCAAAUCUCGGAUUUUCCUGACAGAAACAAGCCAAAAAUGAAUCUAGGUGAUUUUGACACGUGCAGGUACAGAGACUAUCGAUAUCCUCCAGAUCAUGAGAGGAAAUAUUUACACACUAUGCAGUUCUGGCAUAUUCUUGCUGCAAAAAUGGCCUUUAUAAUUAUUAUGGAGCAUGUUGUAUUCAUCGUCAAAUUCUUUGUAGCGUGGAUGAUUCCUGAUGUCCCUGCAGACGUGAAAGCCAAAAUAAAACGUGAAAAGUACUUAACACAGAAAAUCCUCCAUGAGUAUGAACUUGAAAAACUGAAGGAGAAGCUGUGUCGAGGUGAUAAUCAAGCCACAGAAAAGGAGUUCAUUGCCACAGAAGGAAAAGUGGAGUUAUCCAGAGCAAUGUAGUUGAAAAAAACUACUGUAUGUGAUUUAGAUCAUGGAUUUGUGGGCCUUUUUUCCGUGAUUUGCUCAGUAUGCAUCAUCUUGAAAGCUGUGGGAUAGUUUUAAUCCGUUGCUUUCAGUCCACAGAUUUCAGACUUUUUAAAGAAGUCUUAGCAGUCUAGGUUUAGUAAAUUUACUUAACUCCUGCGAUUUUAGCACUGUUUUCUAUUUACGUAUUGCUUUGAAUAAUAAUUGUAAUCCUGUUAUCCUAGAAUUUGGAUUCCCAGGAUAGGGGAUAUUCCGCUAUAAGGGCUCACAGGUUAUCAUGUGGUCAUCACCACCAAGCCCUUCCCCCUGUUCCUAAAUGCACAGUUCAGGCUGUGUCCCAGCUGAAUGAAAAGGAUAUUAUAGAUGACUCCUGCUAUGGAAAAUGCUGAAAAUGAUUAUUUUUGUGACGUGAUCGUUUAAAUCAGAUAAUACUUCUGAUGCAGGGAUUGGGUUAUGUUUUUUUUUGUAUCCGCUACAUAUCUUAUAUAACAUUUGUUCACAACUUUGAACUUUUACACAUUUUUAGAUGGAAUGGAUUUUUAAAGCUGUAUUGGUCUAAUUCCACUUGGAAUUAUUUUAAGGUAUAGAAUUCAGUUAAUACAUAAUGAAGGAGAAGAACCAUAAUUUAUUUUCAUAAAGAUACCUGCCAAAGAGUUUUCUCUUUAAAUGCAAAUACUGUAGAAUCAUCUAAUUAGUGUUUUUGCAGCUAAUCUUUUUUUUUUCCUUUUUCCUCAACUUCAGAAACUACCAUUAGAAAAAUAGGCUUGACGUUAGUUUCGGCCAAAACUGGUCCUUGGUUUGGUUUCUUUCCAUCUCUGUGAAAGCCAGCAAUGGGCUAAAACAGUCUAUCUGUAUUGGGUGUACGCAGUGGAGUGACUUUUAAACAGUCCAGCAGUUUGGGAGCUGAACUGCCAUACCAAUUGAUCUAGCUAUAUGAUUGUGCAGAGAUGAGGAUUACUACUCAAAACAUUUUAAGAAUGCCAAGUAACGUAUGUUUAUGUUGCUACUGUCCUUAUACAUAGGAGCCUUGACUUUUUUCUUUUUUUAAACUUUCAAGAAGGAUUUUUUUCUGCUUUCUCAUGGGACUUUUCUACAAAGUUAUCAAGUUUAUAUAUAAUAUCUACUUGUGCAAAAUAGCUACCAGUUUAUGAAUGUGCUCAUGUUUUAUAAUUUUAAGCAGUUACACAUUUUUAUGAUUUUGCUGGAUAUUUAAAACAUAUCAACACUUUGAUGCUUAGUGCCUUGUUUAUUUGCAUUUGACGAAAGAUGUGAAAAUGAUCACUAUGUGGAAACGUGUAUUUCCAAAGUGUGCUUGCAGGCAUCAUGAUACUGUGAACCUGCACACAAAACUGUAUAGUAUUAGCCAAACAAUGCCUGCCUUGGCACAUUUCUGUGUGUUUGUGCUAUGCGAACUAUUGGAGAGCAGUUCAGAACUGGACUGCUUAGGUGAAGUAGCGCCAGACUGUUGAGUUCUCUCAUGCUAAAGUAUACUAGCUAGAGAGUUAGAAAUUUUAAUAUUUUUGCACUUUGAAAGUUAUACUUCCUUGCAAGUAUAAAAAAAAUCAGAUUUGUAUUCUGUAUCAGCCAAAUAACGUACUGUUUACUAGGUCCACAAGUUAGUUUCCAGAUUUUGUUUUAGCAGACCCAGCCUAUGUCUUGGAACAUUUGGCUAGUAACCUUGUUAUCUUAACAGACUUUUAAAUCAAUGUCUUGGGUAGAACUGUCAUUACUAGCAGAAGUUCUGACGUUGAAGUGCCUACCUCUAACAAACAUCGCGUGGUUCGGCUCCAGCCAGGCAGCUGAAGCAGGUGUACAUUUCUCUUUACUGUAAGUUAUUCAUUUUGAUUCUGUAAGCUUGCUUGAUAAAUCAAGCAUAUUGGCAAUUCAUGUUUAUAGUGAACUGACCAUGUUCUUGAAUAUUUACAUGCAUUUAAAUAAUGGAUUUACUGCGGGAAUGCAGUAAAUAAAAUAGCUCUGCUGCUUAAUGUAUAAGCCAAAGAGGAGUAUCAGUCAUCGUAAUUAUGUAUGCAACACCAGAAUUUAAAUAAUGCAAGCACUUUUCUGCUUCUUACAUAUAUACUACUAACUAAAUUGCUUAAUUUAGAUUCCACACGUUUGCUACUGAUAGCAAAGGCACAGAAUUGCUUCAAAGAGUGAGAUGAUGAGAUGCAAAAUAAUAUUGAUAUUUCUAUGCAAAAUGCACAGGUCUGAAGCUAAAACAGGUUUGAAAAUUCAGCAGUAGAUGGGUUUCUGAAGACAGAACGUUAAUUUCUUCACAUCUUGUAAUAAAGUUUCCGACUAUACUACACUUGACAAGAUGUCAGCAAAAUAGCUAUAUUGUGAAUCAAUAAUGCUAUUUGAAAGCAAAAUGGAGGAAAACAAGAAGGAAACAAAGACUGGGGUGCAGCAUUAAUAUGUAGAAGCCCCACAUAGAGACUCUGAAUUGGAUUGGAUAUUUGGCCUCAUUUCUUGCUUCUUUGAAGUUUAUUUCUUGACAUCAUUUCCUGUUUGAUGCUAUAGAAAAGAUGUUCUGCGUAUGUUGUAUCCUAUUAUAAAAAAGCGAAAACUGUGGGAUCAGCUUAUUUAAAUACGUAUAUAAAUAUAUCAUUACACUUCAUAGCAUUACUUGGUAUAUAGAAACUGUUGAAGAGAGAAUGUGUUGUAUUCACAGCUAAUGUCACAUAAGAUCACAGUCUAACACACCUCUUUAUGUAAUAGUUUGCCUUUAUAAGUUAUUAGGCAGUAUUUUCACAAACAAAAGAUUGUUAGCAUGAUUAGGAUUAUAAUGGUCUACAUACAUAUAUAUUUACUGCAGCAUUCUUGAAAAGUGACAAAUCAAAAAAAAUGGUCCAGUCAGUUUGGGGGUGUGCUUGUUCUUACUGUUGGAAUAUUUGGUUUCGCUGGUUAAAAUAUGUAUCAGAAAGUGUCCUUUAACCAAAGUGAAGCUACUCCUGUGUUUAAACUACUGUAAUUUAAGGAACAGUAGAUUGUUUCAUUAGAAUUAGUUAGAAAAACAAAAUUGGCCUUCAAAGUAUAGUAAGAUCAGGGUUUUUUUUUUUUUCCCAAUUGAAAUGUAGUAUUUAUACCUUAGGAAGAUUUAGUAUGUUAUGAUCUAAGCAAAUGACUGCAAAAUAAGAGUGCUACUACAAAACACUAUACUGUUUUUCUAGAAGAUUUUAUUAUUAUACUUUGACUUCUUUAUGAAAACAUGAAUAAUACCAUCAGUUUGAGACAAGGAAGGAAUGGAAAUAGAUGUACUUUCUUAUUGUUCUGUCUGUAUUGCUUGUUUUGACUUGUACUGUCAUGUGAUCAGAGUAGCAUUUUUGUCUGCAAAGUAUGUUGGUGAUACACAUGAUACACUAAUGUUGGGAUAAUUUUUUUAAACGUUGCAUUCAGCUAACUUAUAUGUACAUUUAAUAGGAUUUAAAUCUGUUGGCAAAUAAAGCAGUGUUUAUUUUUAA